AUGAAAGCUACAAAGUUAUUUUUUGUGAUUCUAUGCGGUGUGGGUAUGACAAUCUGGCUGUUUCUCUUUUUGGGCUUAGCAGGGCAAGAUGUGUUGCCGAUGGUGGAUGAAGUUGAGAAGGUCUCUUCUGCCAUCUUCUCACUUCAAAGACAAGUUGAACAGGAAAAAGAAGAACUACGUCGUUUAAAAGACGUGUUUAACCAACUAACCAUUGGAAAGCGCUCUGAAAAGGAAUUUGCGCAGCAGAAAGCGCACAGGCAGCGGAUUUGGUCAGAACCGAUCCCUGUGGUGGUUGGUGUUUAUUGUGAAUUACGUACAUAG
Molecule: messenger RNA, 321 nt
Organism: Cylicostephanus goldi
Lineage: Eukaryota; Metazoa; Nematoda; Chromadorea; Rhabditida; Strongylidae
Source: the annotation of a GenBank genome assembly